Molecule: messenger RNA, 1144 nt
Organism: Drosophila mojavensis
Lineage: Eukaryota; Metazoa; Arthropoda; Insecta; Diptera; Drosophilidae
Product: short-chain dehydrogenase/reductase family 16C member 6
Exons: 3
Coding region: 83-1087 (334 amino acids)
Cellular component (GO): lipid droplet
Molecular function (GO): oxidoreductase activity, acting on the CH-OH group of donors, NAD or NADP as acceptor
Source: RefSeq, a predicted model, not a curated record
AAAAAAAAAAAAUAUAUAUAUAUAAUCAAAAUUAAUAUUUAUUAUAAGUAAAGAAAAUCCAUUCUAACGAUAAUAACGAUAAAUGCACCUAAUUUUUGCACCACACCACAUUGAAAAUAAUAUUGGCAUUCUUGUUGGACUUUCUGCAGUUUCUAGUGCUCUUUGUACGAAUGGUAUGGAAAUAAUACGUACAAUGCUACGAUCGUUAGUGCCUAAAAAACUGAAGGAUAUAAGCAAAGAUACUGUGUUGGUAACUAAGCUAUCCUCUAAAGCAUAUAUAAAAAUAUAUGAACUUGUACAUGACCAGAUAACUGGCACAGGGCACGGCAUUGGCAAAGAGCUAGCCUUACUCUAUGCCGGUUAUGGCAGCACAGUGAUCUGUGUAGAUAUCAACGAGAAGAACAACGUAAAAACUGUACAGGAAGUGAAGCACUUAAAUCGUGGCGUAGUCUACAGCUUUGGCUGUGAUGUAUCGAAACGUGAUCAGGUAGUGGAGCUGGCCACGCGUGUUCACAAGAAUGUGGGGCCUGUCUCUGUCUUGAUCAAUAAUGCGGGCAUCAUGCCGACGCAUCCUUUGACCCAGCAAACGCCUGAAGAGAUACUUCGCGUCUUCGAUAUUAAUGUUUUUUCCCAAUUCUGGACCAUACAAGCAUUCCUCGAUCAAAUGAAGAAACAGCGCAAAGGUCACAUAAUCGCAAUGUCGUCCGUUGCCGGGCUGUCUGGUCUGCCCAACCUAGUUCCCUAUUGUGCAACGAAGUUCGCUGUGCGCGGCUUGAUGGAAGCACUGUACGAAGAGAUACGCAAGGGACCCUAUAAAAAUCAAAUAAAUCUUACCACUAUUUAUCCAUACAUGACCAAUACGGGCCUUUGCAAAAAUCCGAAAAUUCGGUUUCCCAGUAUUUUGGGUUUGUUGGAUCCCAAACAAGUGGCUAUGCGCAUUGUGGAGGCGCAUCGUUCCAAUCGCCUCGAAUUAGCUAUACCUAGCUUCUUCCUGCAUUUUCACAAUUGGACUCGACUGUUGCCCAACAGUUGGCGCUUUGCUAUAAACGACAGUAUUGGCAGUGGUGUGGAGUCGGAUUUGAAGUAAUAUUAUAUCAUUGUCAUUGAAUAUGCGUGGAGUAUUAAAGGUUUUAUGGGCCAUCUA